UAUGGUCAUAUUUGCUGUUAUGGUAUCGGAAUCAAUUACGUAGCAGCCACCAUCAUCAUUUGACCACCAACUCAACUGCCAAUCAGCAACCAUGGUCGGUGCUAAUUACAUGGGUGGAAAAAGAAAUGCAGUACGUGCGAAGACAAAAGACGCGGCUGGCCGUGCACAAAAACGACACUUUGUAAAACAACGUCUAGCGAAUGCUCUAGGACACCGUAGUCCUGGGGAUCGUCGUAAUUCCGGUCCAUUGCGUUCAGCUUCUUUGUUGUCCGAGAUAUCUCUCGCCCACGCACCCCAUAACACUAGAAGGUCUCCACAUGUCCCCCUCAAUCAGUAUUAUACGUUAUCUUCUGAUAACGAGAAUGGCCGAAAACGACCAUCCAAAGUACUCUCUGCAUUGGAUACGUCGGAUCACAUGUCGAUCCGAGCUGCUAUCGAUCGGAUACUUCAACUACCAGAUCUAGUUGGUGCUCAAGCGGUUACUCACAAGGACACAGUGCCCUGCGGGGGCGCGAGAACGGCCAACGACAGUUCUGAUGAAUAUGGAACUAACGACCAAGAUUCUCCUUUUGAUACCGAGCAUUUACAGCGACCAGAAAACAAUAAUACAGACGAGGGGAUGGCUUCCCGGAAUUUCCGUGACAGUGGAUAUACCGAGAGAAGAAACUCGAAGGCACCUUUCUCUACUCAGGGCGCUCUCUGUGCCCAAAGUAAUCAGUUCUCGCCCCUUCCUCGGUCUUCUCCCUUCACCACCGAUUCUUCCUUUAUGGAUGUUGAUCGCGACAUGAUCUUGGAGUUCGAGUCUUCACCAAGGCCUCCCCCUAGUCCUAUAACCGAAUGGUCUAACGAGCAGUCCAUGAUGUUUGGCCACUACUUCCCGGCAACACAACACAUGCACCCAUCGAAGGAUUCGGGGCACCGGUCAGACUUGGGGCACUUUCAGCCCUUAUCUCGUAUUUCUACUAGCGGCGACAAGUUUUCUGGAAGUAAGAUCCACUCAAGUCCUGAGUUGUCGCUUUCCUUCCUUUCACAUCAGCCUACGUUCCGAGGACUGGAAUUUUCCGACAGCCCUGACCGGGUACGUUGUAUUCAUGAGACGCAGCCUGUAAAGGACAAUUCAGAUAUUGUCCCUAUGACUCACCUGCCGCUUGACUUCCUUUCCGAUCCGGAUCCCUGGGCAACUAUUGGAAGGAUUCUGCAAGUGGAACGUUUGAAGGUUACAUCUGACGUAACUUCAUCCAGUGAAUGUCCGAUCGACUUUACCAAAGGAAGGGAAGGCGUUGGUUACUCCGUGAAAACAGGGAGAGAUGUCACCAGCAGCAUGUUCACUGGUGCAGUUUCAGAUUCCUCACCGAAGGAAACGGCGGUCGGGUCUAAUCAGUACUUCGGAGAUAAUGAUUGUUCCCUCUCUAGGACUGCAUCGCGGUUUGGUUCAGUUCACAAGCCUCUUGAGGAUGCCUUGGCGCACGAUCUGAACACAUUCGAUGAUGACGUCAAGCUAUCCUCGCGGUUGCGAAGCUGGCCUCCCUAUCUGGAAAAAAAUGGGCCUACUGAAGGAGAUGGGGCACGAAUGAUGGGAGGUCACUUGCUGACUGAACUGGAAUGCCGGACAUCCGAUGCCUUUCCAGAGAAAAACGCAGCUAUGGUUUACGACGGACCAUGUUUAUUUGGUGAUUCUGACUCUGAAGACGAUUAACUUCACAUCAUUACUUGCUUAUAUGAAGUAUCGUUUGUAGUACAUGUACUGCGUGGCUGCAAUUGUUUGGCACCUCAGCCACGUGUCGC
This is a messenger RNA of Pisolithus orientalis, 1785 nucleotides long. RefSeq lists its product as uncharacterized. The record is from RefSeq and is a predicted model, not a curated record. The coding region runs from base 92 to 1696 and encodes 534 amino acids. NCBI's taxonomy places the organism in Eukaryota, Fungi, Basidiomycota, Agaricomycetes, Boletales, Pisolithaceae. The transcript is spliced from 4 exons.